GUCAUAAUUUUCGUUAAAUAAUGCAAGUAGAAAAAUUACCAUGGAUAAUUUCGUUUAGUAUCAUUGCAUGCAGGAGAAUAUUCAUUUGAUUUGCACCAAAACAUGACUGAUUCUGUCAGGAAAAUGGAAAGCUAGCCGAAAAUUCUAUGGCAUGUCCUGUCGCACGACUGCUUUUUUGUGCGUUUUCAAAGACUUGAUAUAUCAAUGAUUACUCUUGGUUCUAACUAAACAGUUGAACAGAGUACCUGUGAAUGUGUAAAUGGGAUGGACAAAUGUCACCAUAAAGCCAGCAUUCUUCUCUAUGGGUACAAAAAUGUCAGCAAAACUGAUGUACGCCAGAGUUGGAUUAAGCAUCCAGAGUGCGCCACCUCGUCAAACUAAGACGAUGGAAGAACUUUUUCCUGCACCUGACAGGUUUAUAAAUUACAGGGCAACAAAUAGGCCAGUCAAUGAUAGGGACAGGGAGUUCCUAUAUCAGAAAUUGACAACUGUAGGGAGAUUUUCAGCAAUGCAUUGGAUACUAUCCCCCGAGCCGCCUGUGCCCACACUUGCAGUGCCUCUAGUUGAAGACCUCAUCUCUAGCCAGGAAUUUAUUUCUGCAGAGAAUCCAAUCGCUUGGAUGAAGCAAAAAUUAAUGAUAAAUGAGCAAGAAAUCCAACAGAUUGCCUGUCUUACCACUGGUCAAAAGGAAAAUUGCAUGUGGUCAUCUGUUAGGAAGAAUAGAUUAACAUCUUCAAACUUUGGUUGUGUUUUGGCAGCGAGCAAGAGAAAUAGAUAUCCUGUCUCCUUAUACAAAAGAUUAUGCUCAGCUUAUGAUCUGUCAAAGAAGGAUGCCAUUAUUUGGGGGACGUGCAAUGAAAAAGUCGCAAUUGAAAAGUAUAGAACUUUUGGGGAUGCAGUUGUAGAGCCAACAGAUAUCUGGCUACACUGUAAUGGGGUUCUUGGGUCAAGCCCCAAUGGACUCAUUCGUCGUCCUGCUGCAUUCGGAUUCAGCUAUCAGAAUCCAGGACUUGCUGACAUAUUAGAGAUGUCAAAUGUUAAGCCAGAAAUACUGGAGGUGAAAUGCCCCUUUUCAGCAAAGAAUAUGACAAUUCCAGAAGCUAUUGAAAAAGUACACGAUUUCUGCCUAGAGGUUCAGGAUUUUAAUGGAGUCAAGUCCUUCAAGCUAUGAGAGAACCACCAAUACUAUGAUCAAGUGCAAGGACAGCUUCAUAUAAUUGGGAAAUCCUUGUGUGAUUUUAUGGUCUGGACACCAAAAGACUGUGCGAUUGUGAGAAUUAACAAAGACAUCAAUUGGGAGAUCAACAUAUCUGUUUUGACAGACUUUUAUUUCUGUAAAUUUCUCCCGUAUUUACAACAGCUAUAAGAUAUAACAUUAAACAUGGUGAAAACAUUUUAA
Molecule: messenger RNA, 1399 nt
Organism: Saccostrea cuccullata (small rock oyster)
Lineage: Eukaryota; Metazoa; Mollusca; Bivalvia; Ostreida; Ostreidae
Exons: 9
Coding region: 260-1171 (303 amino acids)
Source: RefSeq, a predicted model, not a curated record